Messenger RNA from Sceloporus undulatus (fence lizard), 2243 nucleotides. RefSeq names its product pentatricopeptide repeat domain 3 (gene PTCD3). Gene Ontology annotation, cellular component: mitochondrion. The transcript is spliced from 21 exons. Gene Ontology annotation, biological process: mitochondrial translation. The record is from RefSeq and is a predicted model, not a curated record. The coding region runs from base 326 to 1948 and encodes 540 amino acids. Lineage: Eukaryota; Metazoa; Chordata; Lepidosauria; Squamata; Phrynosomatidae. Gene Ontology annotation, molecular function: ribosomal small subunit binding; protein binding; rRNA binding.
ACCCCAUUCCAUACGACAAUCUACCAUUUCUGUGUGAACCCAUUUUAAUGCAUUGUGUCAUAUCCUGAAAAAUAUUUAACACGACUUUCUUAAAUUUAGGGAUAAGUUAGCUGUUCUUCAGGCACUUGCUUCAACUGUAAAAAGGGAUACCACAGCUGCAGCCUACAUAUUUCAAGAUGAUCCUUAUCUUAUUCCUAGAACUAGUUCUGAGUUUCGUUUAUUUUCCUUGGCAAAAGAAUCUGGGAAAAAUGCAGCCAAAUAUAUUUUUAGCACCCAUCCUAAAUAUUUUGAGAAAGACAUCGCUGAACCUCACAUACCGUGUCUCAUGCCAGAGAAGUUGGCAUUGCAGCUUGAAGAAAUAAGUGAGGAUGCACUUAAAAAUCGAAUCGAGCUCAGACAAGUAAAAGCUUCUGUAGACAUGUAUGAUCAACUCCUGCAAGCAGGAACAUCAGUAUCUCUGGAGACAUCAAACAGUCUUCUAGAUCUCUUGUGUUUUUAUGGAGAUACAGAACCAAACCAAAAGAAUGAUCUUGGAGGUAACACUGAACUGGAAAACAUGGAAGAAGCUCCAGAAGAAAGUAGGCAGAGGGGCAAUUUUCAGAAUACCACUAAUAACCUUGGCAUUAAAUGGAGGGAGAACAACAAUGCUGAGAGAGUAUUUAACCUAAUGCCAGAAAAAAAUGCACAUUCCUAUUGCACAAUGAUCAGAGGAAUGGUGAAGCACAGUGCAUAUUCAAAGGCUUUUGACAUGUACACGGACUUGUUGAAUAACAGGCUUAGUGCUGAUGUAUAUACAUUCAAUGCAUUAAUUUUAGCAGCUGCAGAAGUAAAGGAAAAAUACACUGAAAGAUGGGAGCUUGUUGAAGACUUGUUGAGACAGAUGGCUCAACAGAAGAUACAGCCAAACCUGUUAACUUUUAAUUCCGUCCUGAAGACACUAAGACGAUGUGGUUCUUUAGCCCGGAGUAUGGCCCUCCAGACACUUAGUGAAAUGAAAGCACUGAGUAUAGAGCCUAGCCUUGCAACAUUUGACCAUCUGCUUAGUAUAUUUCACAAGUCAGCCAUAUCUUCUCGAGGACAAACAGAAAUGAUCUAUGAUGUCUUAGAUGAAAUUGAGGGAAAGAGUUUUUACCCACAGGACCCAGAUGAUAUUUACUUCUUUUCAAAUGCUAUGAGAAUAUGCCUGGACCUGAAGGACAUUCAGCUUGCCUAUCAACUACAUAGUGUGGUAGAGACAGCAGGAAACAGGAAAAUGAUGGCAGACAUGCUCCAGAAAACCUCAUACUUUGGAAGAUUUUUAAACCUAUUGUGCAUGAUGGAGCAGCUUGAUGUUGUACUGAAAUGGUACAAAGAACUGGUUCCUUCAAUGUUUUACCCAAAUUCUAAAGGGAUGCUGGAUCUUCUUCAAGCAUUGGACACAGCCAAUCAUUUGGAAAUGAUUCCCCAGAUCUGGAAAGAUAUCAAACAGUUUGGGCAUAGCCGGAGACCUCCUGUUGCGGAGGAUGUUUUAGCUCUCAUGGCCAGAGACGAACAGUCUCCAGAGACUCAAGUGGCAUUUGCUGACUGUGCAGCAGAAAUAAAAUCUCUCUAUGAGAUACAAGAAAGAAGACAAACUGUCUUAGAAUGGACAGCUGCUUCUCUGGGGAACUGCACUGUGUUAUUUGCCAGGGCUGGGAGAAUGCCAGAAACCUGGGACAUGCUGGAGCUUUUCAAAAAGUACAACCGAAUACCCAGCGACUUAGUGAUGAAUGAAGUCUUGGACUGUAUUAAGCAAAACAACCAACCAGCUCAAGCACUUAACCUAGUAAUGCUGGCAUCUGACUUCAGUUUACAAUCAACUUCAAAACUUGCCAAGAGAGUUCUGGAAGAAUUUCAGCUUUCUGAAGAGCAAAGGAGGGAUCUGGCUGAUAUGACAGCAGAAAGCAGUGAUGACAGUGACAGUGAUUAGACGACAAGAAAGAACCUCUUCCUUUCCCAAAGAAAAAGACAACUUCUUCAAUUGACAGUCUGCCUGACAGGAUGGAGCUUUGUAUAUAGCUGUUAAAAUUACAGUUCUGUUGGGACAGCUAUGCUCAUAUUUGAUUACCAGUAAUGUGAAUUGGUGGGGAAAUUGGCUCUGACCUGGUCUAGAGUACUAAUCCCCAUCCACCAACACCUCAGUUUGGAAAACAAACUGUCUGGAUCUUAUAUUAUGUCUCACACAAUAUUUGUUUAAAAAUACAUUAAAUCGUUUUAUAAUUGCA